Molecule: messenger RNA, 3365 nt
Organism: Labrus mixtus (cuckoo wrasse)
Lineage: Eukaryota; Metazoa; Chordata; Actinopteri; Labriformes; Labridae
Product: versican core protein-like
Exons: 5
Molecular function (GO): signaling receptor activity
Source: RefSeq, a predicted model, not a curated record
ACAUUCUGUCCUUCAUUGCAGACAUCGAGGUUUGUGGGUACGGCUGGCAGAAGUUUCAGUCUCACUGCUACAAGUACUUCACCCACCGUCGUACGUGGGACUCGGCUGAGAGGGAGUGUCGGCUGCACGGCGCCCACCUGACCAGCAUCCUGUCGCAGGAGGAACAAACCUUUGUCAACCGCCUCGGCAGUGACUACCAGUGGCUCGGACUCAACGACAAGAUGUUUGAGAGAGACUUCAGAUGGACGGACGGCAAGCCGAUGCAAUACGACUACUGGAGGCCGAACCAGCCGGACAGCUUCUUCCAGUCCGGAGAGGACUGUGUGGUGAUGAUCUGGCACGAGGGGGGGCAGUGGAACGACGUGCCCUGUAACUAUCACCUGACCUUCACCUGCAAGAAGGGGACAGUCUCAUGUGGGCAGCCUCCCGUGGUGGGGAACGCUCGCGUCUUCGGCGCCAUGAAGCCUCGUUACGAGAUCAACUCCCUGCUGCGCUACCACUGUAAGCAGGGCUUCAUCCAGAGACACGCCCCCACCAUCCGCUGCCGCCCCAACGGCCAAUGGGACGCGCCCAAAGUCACCUGCAAGAGUCCCGCGACCUUCCACAAAUCGCUGACUCUGCGGCGCCGCACCGACCAGAACACGGAGCAGCAGAACCGCCCGUACAACCAACACGUCCAUCACACCAAGACGCCCCAGAUACACAACCCGAAGCCCGAGGAGCCUCGCAGCUACAACUUCUUCCAGCGUCUCUUCCAGAGGGCGAAGAGGCACGAGGAGGUCCAGACGCACAGCGAGGAGCAGAUGAGACGCUGAGGGGGUUUGAGGUUCUUUAAGUCAGCUUAGAGACGGCGGCUGACAUCGACAGACAGAGAGAUUCUCUGAACUGUCUCUCGAUGUGAAGGGACACUUCAGAUUCUAAAACUUUUCCUCCAGUGAGAAUUUAGUUUGAAAGGAAGCUCUCGACGCCCCAAACUGCAAACAAAAAGGUGCCUUAAUGUCGUCGCUGUGCUCCUCUGAGCUCUCUGAUUGGUCUGUUGCUCAUCCCCGUGUGUGUGUGUGUGUGUGUGUGUGUGUGUGUGUGUGUGUGUGUGUGUGUCGUUCCAUUUCUGUCCACACAGAGAACUCUGAUGUUUAAGGAACCAACGAGCUUCUGUUCAGCUAACCCUGUCAGUUUGUCUCCUGUAGUCCUUCAUGGUUUGUUUCCUUCAUUCAUGUCUUUAUGGAACAUUUGCAAAGCUUAUUUUUUAUAGAAUUGGAGACCGACGUUGAUUAUAUUUCAUCUUUGGAGCAGAGGACUCUACAGGGACAUUUAAGAUCUGCGGGGUCGAAGGUCAACAUGAUGCCAGAAUUUUAAACUUUGAUAUGAUUUGAUUAAUACGACGGAGGAUUAGUGCCAAGGUAAAAAAAAUAAUAAUAAUUUUGAGAUUAAAGUCGUAAAUUCACGAGAAUAAAGUCGUAAAUUUACGAGAUUAAAGUCGUAAAUUCAAGAGAAUAAAGUCGUAAAUUUACUAGAUUAAAGUCGUAAAUUUACGAGAUUAAAGUCGUAAAUUCACGAGAAUAAAGUCGUAAAUUUACGAGAUUAAAGUCGUAAAUUCACGAGAAUAAAGUCGUAAAUUUACUAGAUUAAAGUCGUAAAUUUACGAGAUUAAAGUCGUAAAUUCACGAGAAUAAAGUCGUAAAUUUACAAGAAUACAGUCGUAAAUUUACUAGAUUAAAGUUGUAAAUUUACGAGAAUAAAAUCGUAAAUUUACGAGAUUAAAGUCGUAAAUUCACGAGAAUAAAGUCGUAAAUUUACUAGAUUAAAGUCGUAAAUUUACGAGAAUAAAGUCGUAAAUUCACGAGAAUAAAGUUGUAAAUUUACGAGAAUAAAGUCGUAAAUUUACUAGAUUAAAGUCGUAAAUUCACGAGAAUAAAGUCAUAAAUUUACGAGAAUAAAGUUGUAAAUUUACUAGAUUAAAGUCGUAAAUUUACGAGAUUAAAUGUUUCGGUAGAGAAACGUCAUCGACUCAGUUGCUUUGCCCGCCGCUUCCCCGUCGUUCUUUUCACGUUGUGUCUUCCCUCCUGAACGUCUGGAACCAGUGCUUCUCAUCGCUGCGUCCAUGAGAUUUGAUGAUAUUUUAUGCUAGCACACAUGAAGUUAGCAUGCUAAUGAAGCAGCCGUCAUCCCUGCAGGUUGUAGCUGCUCCUCCACAGUCCUCUUUGAGUCUUAGUUCUCCUCAUGCUUUGCACCAGUUGAUCAACAGAAGGCACAUCUGUUCCAGCUGUUUGCAUGUGCAUCUUCAUUUUCCUGCAAAUAGCGAGGAACAGAAGCUUUCAUGAACACGUUAGCAUGUUAGCAUAAACUCCACGGGGCUCCUCAAACGUUCAUCUAAAUCUUUUUUUGCUUUACCGGCCGAUCCCUUCUCUGUGCUUUAAGACCAGUUUAAGGUCGGUGCCUUUGGUCGGGGUUUUCACAGGAGGAUUAGCCAAACAUAAUUAGCCAUUAGCAUGAGUCAUCACUUUAAAUUAUUUUAAUCAUGUGAGUUCUCUAUGACCCCGUUUUCACCGUCUGAUGUCCCGUGUAGAUUUCUGUACAAAAUAUUUUAGCUGAAAAAAGGUUUAAAAAGGGAGAGCAGCACACGCACGCACGCACACACACACACACACACACACACACACACACACACACAUGCAUGCAUGCUGAGGAGGAGGAGAAUGUGAAUGUGCACCAUGGUCUGUGUGUGUGUGUGUGUGUGUGUGUGUGUGUGCUGCAGCUAGUAAUCCUAGGAUUUAUAAUAUAGAUACUCUAUGAAGCCAUAUGACUUUAACUUAUUGUAUACUUUAAAACUAUGAAUGAACUGUGAUAUAAAAUAAAGGUCGUUCGGACGAUGACUUCCUUUGCUGUUUACAAACUCUGUCGUGUGUGUUCGCUGCACGUAGCAUCUUAUUAGCAACGUUAGCUUUGUUGAGCUUUUGAUGUGACUCGAAAAUCGACCCGACUUUUUCACCACCAGCUGAUUCUUUUUCUUUAAGCAUUAAAAUCGUCCUCGGCUGGAGGUUUUUUAUCGACGUUGCUUUUUGCUACAGAUCUGGAAUCUGUGUUCAAAUCCAACAAAAAAAAGGGAAUGUGAAAACUUCUACAAGCUCCACCAGAUUCUUUUAUGUGACUUGUAUUCAUUUACCUUCUCGUCUUCAUGCUCUUCAUACGUUUUCCUUUUGAUAUAUUGUGUUUUCAACAUAUAUGCAUUUUUAAAAUGUUUUCUACUCGUGGUUAAAGAGGUUCACUGAAUCUGUUUCUAUGUAAUCAUUGUUUCUGUAAAAAUGUCCAUCAUCCUGGUUUCAUUGUCUGCUGCGUGUGCAAUAAUAGAAACUCUUAUAACAUGA